This is a messenger RNA of Indicator indicator, 734 nucleotides long. RefSeq names its product ribosomal protein L13 (gene RPL13). Lineage: Eukaryota; Metazoa; Chordata; Aves; Piciformes; Indicatoridae. The transcript has 6 exons. Gene Ontology annotation, molecular function: structural constituent of ribosome; RNA binding. Gene Ontology annotation, biological process: translation. The record is from RefSeq and is a predicted model, not a curated record. The coding region runs from base 45 to 680 and encodes 211 amino acids. Gene Ontology annotation, cellular component: ribosome; cytosolic large ribosomal subunit.
CUUUUCCGGUCGGCCAUUUGCCUUGGCGGGAGGCCGCAGCAGCUAUGGCGCCCAGCCGCAAUGGCAUGAUCCUGAAGCCCCACUUCCACAAGGACUGGCAGCGGCGAGUGGCCACAUGGUUCAACCAGCCCGCCCGCAAGAUCCGCAGGAGGAAAGCUCGCCAAGCCAAGGCUCGCCGUAUUGCUCCCAGGCCUGUGGCUGGGCCCAUCCGACCUAUAGUGAGGUGUCCAACCAUCAGAUAUCACAAAAAAGUCCGUGCUGGCAGAGGCUUCAGCCUGGAAGAGCUUAAGCUCGCUGGCAUUAACAAGAAGUUUGCUCGGACUAUUGGGAUCUCGGUGGAUCCCCGGCGGCGCAACAAGUCAACAGAGUCCCUGCAGGCCAACGUGCAGCGGCUGAAGGAGUACCGCUCCAAACUCAUCCUCUUCCCAAGGAAGCCAGCAAUGCCCAAGAAGGGCGACAGCUCUCCUGAGGAACUCAAGAUGGCAACUCAGCUCACUGGACCAGUCAUGCCGAUCAAGAAUGUUUUCAAGCGGGAGAAGGCCCGUGUCAUCUCAGAAGAUGAGAAGAACUUCAAAGCCUUCGCCAGCCUGCGCAUGGCCCGGGCCAACGCCCGGCUCUUUGGGAUUCGUGCAAAACGCGCCAAAGAAGCAGCAGAACAGGAUGUGGAGAAGAAGAAAUGAACUGUUCUCCCUCGAGCUGUCAAUAAAAAAGUGUAAAAACAGGAGUGGGGCUCU